AUGACUGGCGGCGUGAUGGACCGGCUGUCCGCGGAGGCGGGCGCGGCUCCAGUCGUGGCGGCAGCUGAGGCGGAGGCUGACGAGGAGGCGGACCCACCGGCGGCAGGCUUGCCAACGCCCCAGAUCAGCGAGCGGAGGGACCCAUACCCCAAUCGAAUGCAGAUGCCUCAGGGGAACCCGCUGCUGUUGUCAUAUACCCUGCAGGAGCUGCUGGCCAGGGACACCGUGCAGGUGGAGCUCAUUCCUGAGAAGAAGGGCCUCUUCCUGAAGCAUGUGGAAUAUGAGGUUUCCAGCCAGCGCUUCCAAUCCUCCGUGUACAGACGGUACAACGACUUUGUGGUUUUCCAUGAGAUGCUGCUGCACAGGUUCCCAUACCGCAUGGUGCCAGCCCUUCCGCCCAAGAGAGUCCUGGGAGCUGACCGGGAGUUCAUUGAGUCCCGGCGAAGGGCGUUGAGGCGCUUCAUUAACCUGGUGGCCCGGCACCCCCCAUUCUCUGAGGAUGUGGCUCUCAGGCUGUUCCUGUCCUUCAGUGGCCCUGACGUGCAGAACAAGUUAAAGGAAUCCACUCAGUGUGUUGGAGAUGAAUUCAUGAACUGUAAGCUGGCUCCUCGGGCCAAGGACUUCCUCCCGGCUGACAUCCAGACUCAGUUUGCCGUCAGCCGGGAGCUCAUCCGGAACAUCUACAACAGCUUCUACAAGCUUCGAGAUCGAGCCGAGCGGAUUGCAUCGAGGGCCAUUGACAAUGCUGCUGACCUUCUCGUAUUUGGGAAGGAGCUGAGUGCUUUGGGGUCUGACACAACCCCACUCCCGUCCUGGGCCGCUCUGAACAGCAGCACGUGGGGGUCCCUUAAACAGGCACUGAAAGGCCUGUCUGUUGAAUUUGCACUGCUUGCCGACAAGGCUGCCCAGCAGGGCAAACAGGAGGAGAAUGAUGUGGUGGAGAAACUAAACCUCUUCUUGGAUCUGCUCCAGUCCUAUAAAGACCUUUGUGAGCGGCAUGAGAAGGGCGUGCUACAUAAGCACCAGCGUGCCCUACACAAGUACAGCCUGAUGAAGAGGCAGAUGAUGAGCGCUGCUGUGCAGAGCCGGGAGCCUGACUCUGUGGAGCAGCUGGAGUCCCGCAUUGUGGAGCAGGAGAAUGCCAUCCAGACCAUGGAGCUCCGGAGCUACUUCUCCCUGUACUGUCUGCACCAGGAGAUGCAGCUGGUCCACGUCUACUUGCCUCUCACGUCCCACAUUCUCGGUGCCUUUGUCAACUCUCAGAUCCAAGGGCACAAGGAGAUGAGCAAAGUGUGGAACGACCUGAAACCCAAGCUAAACUGCCUCUUCGCUGGACCCAACAGCUCCCUAACCCUGCCGAGGUCCCCGCAGGACGGUGUGUCUCCUCACUAGUGCCAGAGGCCUGGGGCGGGAGCUCCCAGCAGCCUCACUAAAACCUCUUUCCAAAUGGCGUGUCCCUGUUUAAUUCCCUUCAGAUAGCAGCUGACACCCAGGCUGAGCGGGGCCAGGGUCUGGGUGCUCCCUUAUGACCCCAGGCCUGAGUGUCCUCGGAAGCUGGAGGCCACAGGCACCUGCUCUGCUGCCUUUGACCUCACCCACCCGCCACACUGUGCCUGUUGGUCUGGCAGAGAGAAGUUGAGGGUCCCUGGAAUGGUUUUCUCCCUUCCAGAGGUUGGGGCGGCAGGAAGGUUUUCACACAGCAGGUGCUGGGGGCCACGUGUAGGGGGUACCUGGGAACUUAGAGAGGUCGGGGGUGGGGGUGGGGUCUGGAUCAGCUGAGCCCGCAGAGGGCAAGACUGUCCUUGGGUCAGACAGGAGGUGGCUGUACCUGAUAGAAUUGCAGGCCAGCUGGCAGCUCUGGGUGGGUGCAGGUGCAGCAGGGGGAGUGUGCAUGAGGUGGGGACUCAGGGGUCGCUAGGCACACAGACGGUGUUGAUGUCCAGGGGACGAGCCCCAGGGAGCACUGUGGGGGCCCUGGCCUGGCCUCUAGGGUGAAGUGUCUGGUGUCCCUCCCUGUGUGUCCACUCCUGCUCUGACCCCAUCUGUGCCCCGUGGUCUGCAGCGUAGGACAUAAGGUGAAGUGGUGCUUCUGUUUGUCCGAGGUCAGGAACAGUGGUGUCCUCUCAGCUGCUUGGCCGCCAUCUUCAGAGACCACGCCUGGAGGCGGGCAGGGUGGAGGAGGGCAGGGGUGUGGGGGGUGGGGUCCAGCUGGGCUCUGUGGGAUGGGUAGUUGGAGUUGCCGUGGCUGAUCUGCUUUACGAUGACCUGUUAAGGUCCUUACAUCCCUCCUCGUAGCCUGCCUUCUGCACCCGCAGGCCCCAAGGGCAUCUGUUCUAGAUGCUCUGGGGUCCCUGCAGGCCUAGGGCCUGGGUGCUUUCUGCCCUGAAUCCCUACUACUGUGUGAACAUGAGCAGGGUGGGUGCUUUGUCCCAGGCCUGGAGUGGUGCUGGAGGAUGCUCUGCACUACAGGAUUCCUGAGAUUCAUGCCUUCUGGGGAUGUGUGCAGACUCCUGGGGUUCUCCCUGGGUGCCAUGUUGGGGGGACUUGGACCAGCAUAUCUGCACAUAGCACAGGGACCGAGGGUAACUCCCACAGACGAUGGGCUUCCUCCAGGAGCCAGUGCACACCGGAGUCUGGGGAGUGUCCUUUCGGGCCAGCCAGCCAAUCGUGUCAGGCUGGGAUUCGGGCCCACCCCAUGUGUGGGUUCUGUCUAUGCUGGCAAAGCAGCCAUGGGGGUGCAGGGAGAAGGCCUGCUGUGCACCAUGCAGCCUGAGGCCCAUGACUGCGGCUUGUGCCUUCCUGGGCUGACGAGAAGGUGCAGCGCGCCUGCAGAGCCCAGCAAGCUGGGGCCAUUUUGGUCACUGACCUGUUUUUGGGCUGUGCUUGCCUCCUGACCCCCUGAUGGAGAAGCGGGUUCUUGGGCACUGUGAGUGGGUCUCUGCUGCCCCACAGGGCUGCUUCCAUGGCACUGUGUACACUUGAGCUGUAAAGCGUGACCUCCAAGCCUCCUGUUAUGUCCCCUUGUCAGCUGCUGCUCACCUGCCUGCAGUCUGCCUGUGGCCGUCGAGGUACAGGCGACCCCAGGACAGUGGAGAGCUGGGGAGACAUUGGGGCACGCACAUUGGGCAGCAGCACCAAGGUGAGAGGGCUGGUGCUGGGAGGGUCUCCAAGGGCAGAGGAGACCCUGUCAGCAGAGACUUUGUGUGCUUUCUGAAGAGGACUUUCUGACGGCCCCACGUUCCUGUGCGGAAAGCCAGGACCUGCUCUCGCCUGGAGCUCUUGCCAUGUUCCCGAGGCUUACCUGGAGGAGCACGUUCUGGUCCAUCCCUCCCUCCUCUAGGCUCUGCGGGGAGGUCAGCAGACAGGGAGAGACUUGCUGGGGGUGGAGAACCAUAAGUUCUCAGCUGGAGACGAGGCCACCUUUGGUUCCACACAAAGCCUCCAUCUAGCCCCUGCACCUGGGCUGCCACCAGAUCCCUAGGCUCCGGGAUCUUUUGCUCAGUGGUGUCCAGGGAGGCCCAGGCUGCCCGCAGCUGCAGGUCAGGGAGCGGAAGGGCCUCACCUUGUCUGCCACCGCCUGCCUGGUCCUCACACCAUGGGGACAGAGCCCUGCUCCCCAACUGCGGGAAGGCUAGAGUGGAACCGGACCCAGGUUCACCCACAGUCACCUGCACACACAGCAGAAGUCACCUGUGGUGUGGACCCAGGCGCGGGGGUCAGCAUACUGAAGUCAGGCUGUCUGCCCUCGAGGCCCUUCCCCUCUUCCCGACGCAGUUUCACGUGUGGAGCACUUUAUAAGGUUGUGGGGGUCAGUUACUACUACACCAGGAAACUGGAAUCGUUCACAAAUGGCCUACAUUUCAAAAUAUUUUUUAUCAGUAAACAUGAACAACGAUUAAACCUGUUUAUGAAAAUUGA
Molecule: messenger RNA, 3918 nt
Organism: Nyctereutes procyonoides (raccoon dog)
Lineage: Eukaryota; Metazoa; Chordata; Mammalia; Carnivora; Canidae
Gene: SNX8
Product: sorting nexin 8
Exons: 11
Coding region: 1-1392 (463 amino acids)
Biological process (GO): retrograde transport, endosome to Golgi
Molecular function (GO): phosphatidylinositol binding
Source: RefSeq, a predicted model, not a curated record